Messenger RNA from Lathyrus oleraceus (garden pea), 882 nucleotides. RefSeq lists its product as uncharacterized. Lineage: Eukaryota; Viridiplantae; Streptophyta; Magnoliopsida; Fabales; Fabaceae. The record is from RefSeq and is a predicted model, not a curated record. The coding region runs from base 1 to 882 and encodes 293 amino acids. The transcript has a single exon.
AUGAGUCCCUGCUUACAGCGGCCGACUUACUCUUCACCCUUGCCAGAUUUUGUCUUACAUACAGAAUUUCCUAGGGGGUGGAAAGUUCCGAAAUUUACCAACUUCGCUGGGGAUACUGAGGAGUCCACCGUUGAACACGUGGCCAGGUAUCAGACUGAGGCUGCCGACAUAGCGAACAAUGAGGAUUUGAAGUUAAAAUACUUUCCAAGUUCUCUUACAAAGAACGCAUUUACGUGGUUCACAACGCUACCUCCACAGUCGAUCCAAACGUGGACGCAGUUGGAGAGAUGGUUCCAUGAACAAUUUUACAUGGGGAAAUCGAAGAUUAGCCUCAAAGAACUAGCUAGCGUUAAGCAGAAGGUUGUUGAGUCAGUUGAUCAGUACCUAAACAGGUUUAGACUAUUGAAAGCACGAUGCUUUACUCAAGUCCCUGAGCACGAAUUAGUCGAGAUGACGGCUGGGAGUUUAGAUUAUUCUAUAAGGAAAAAGUUGGAUACUCAGUAUCUUAGAGAUAUGGUCCAAUUGGCCGAUAGAGUUCGACGUAUCGAACGCCUGAAAGCUGAGAAGCCCAAGACGGGUCGAUAUCAUAAGAAAGAAAAUUUGUCAUAUAUCGCAAUCGAAGGUCGUUCUUACGACGAAGAAGAUAUAAUCAGCAUAAGCGAGGUUAACGUGGCAGAACUUAAGCCCGGGCCUCCAUAUGCGUGUAAGGUCUUAAAACCCUCUAAUGGAAAAAAUCAUGUCGAACCCAAAACAACAGAUAAAUACGUAGCUAAGACCUAUACGUUCGACGUGUCUAAGUGCGACAAAAUCUUUGAUCUGUUACUAAAAGAUGGUCAGAUUAUCGUCCCUCUGGGUUUAAAAGAUCCCCCUAGAAAAAAAUAA